AAGAAGCCUUUUUCUCUUGUUUUCCCCCUGCAGCUGAUGGCAAUUUAUUUAAAAAUUAAGACGCGUAAGAGCAUUUAUACAAAGUGUUUCGUUAAAAAUGGACCAAGUUGCAAACUAGGAAGGUCUGAGAGGCAGCUUGCCAUCCACAGCUAGGGAAAACCAGAGACCCCAGAAGUGCAGAAGGCAGAACCCCUUUUUUUCCCUUCCCACCCCCUCUUUGAAUAUCACCCUCCUUAGCAGCAAUCCAAACAAACGCCUGUCGUUUUUGAGUGGCUGUCGUACUCCAUCAGUUCAUUUAAAAACCAAAGUGUCCAAUAAAAAACAAUGCAGGUUUAUUCCACCAUAUUUUUUUUAAAUGAAGGAUUUCCUCUUUAGAAUACAUAAGACAUUCAGGUCAGUCAUUGGCAACAUCUCACUGUAAAAGAAUCAAGAAUUAUAAAGGCGCUUUGGUCAAGAGGUCUUCAGCUUCUCUUUUCUGUUGACGCACUGAAAUGUUUGAAUGUUUCUUUGCCAUUCACACCCUUUGGGAACCACUAAUCCCAUCAAAACACUUAAAUGGGCUAUAAGCAAACACCUUUUUUUUUUCCUUGGGGUUUUCCAUCAGAUAAAAGGAGCUGAGCCCUGAGGGUUGGCGGGUGGGGGUCGUGCAGAUAUAAAGCGCCCCACACCCUGACCUUUGCUCAGAUCUGCAAAGAGACCUUUGACUCUGCGAGGCAUCCUCACGUUACGGAGGCGCCAGCGAUGCUCCCCGCGGCCGUCCUGCUGGCCUUGGCGCUGCGCCGGGCGGCGGGGCUGGACCUGGGCUUAUCCACCAAGUGCGUCGCCAUCCCCACGGACAUGGCCAUGUGCCACGACAUCGGCUACUCGGAGAUGAGGCUGCCCAACCUCCUGGGUCACGUCGGUUUGCCCGAAGUCGUGGGGAAAGCCGCCGCGUGGCAGCGCCUCGUCAGCACCGGCUGCCACCCGCACGCGGGGAUCUUCCUCUGCUCGCUCUUCGCACCCGUGUGCUUGGACACUUUCAUCCAGCCUUGCAGAAGCAUGUGCGUUGCGGUCCGCGACAGCUGCGCCCCCGUCUUGCAAUGCCAAGGACGCCCCUGGCCGGGCAGUUUGGACUGCGAUCGGUUCCCCGCAGAUGAGGACACGUGUCUUGCAUCCCUCGGCAAAGAAGCUAAGCGUGGUCUCGGAGCCUUUCCCAAGCCUAUCUGCCAGACUUGCCCGGCCAUUGAUGAGCUCUUGACGCGCAGGAAAGUGCUGGACAUUUUUUGUAUCGGCAAUUUUGCCGCAAAGGUGAAACUGUCCAGGAAACGACCUGCCUUCGGCGCUCCAGAAUAUGACAUUGACUGCCAGGUGGAAUUCAUUAACCAGGGGUCGCUCUUGCCUUUCGAUGCUCGCAGUGUGAUUAAGCAGUGGUUUCUGAUCAACGAAAACUGUACUCGGCAACUGGUCCAUGCCCACCGUCCCAAGGUAUAUCUCAUUGUGGGGACCACAGAGGAAAUGAACAUCGUUGUCAACCAAGUGUAUCACUGGCAGAAAUGGGAUUACAGGCUGACCCUGGCAACGCAGAAACUGAAGCAUCGCAAAUGUGCGUAACUCUUCAUUAUCCAGCUUCCAGCAUUCGUGAAUUCUCCGCUGAUCCAAAGGCCCAGCCUAUUCUCAGUAGGCCCAUUCGCUUCAAUGGAGGGAGCUAAUCGGGGCCAGAUUUAGGUUUGACGAGGCCCUAAGCUAUGGAAAGUCAUGGGGCCCUUUCUAUGUCCAGCUGUCCUUU
Molecule: messenger RNA, 1765 nt
Organism: Podarcis muralis (Common wall lizard)
Lineage: Eukaryota; Metazoa; Chordata; Lepidosauria; Squamata; Lacertidae
Product: secreted frizzled-related protein 2-like
Biological process (GO): non-canonical Wnt signaling pathway; canonical Wnt signaling pathway
Molecular function (GO): Wnt-protein binding
Source: RefSeq, a predicted model, not a curated record